Messenger RNA from Rhodamnia argentea, 1126 nucleotides. RefSeq names its product BTB/POZ domain-containing protein At4g08455-like. The transcript is spliced from 2 exons. Gene Ontology annotation, cellular component: cytoplasm. Gene Ontology annotation, biological process: proteasome-mediated ubiquitin-dependent protein catabolic process; regulation of proteolysis. Gene Ontology annotation, molecular function: ubiquitin protein ligase binding. The record is from RefSeq and is a predicted model, not a curated record. The coding region runs from base 77 to 862 and encodes 261 amino acids. NCBI's taxonomy places the organism in Eukaryota, Viridiplantae, Streptophyta, Magnoliopsida, Myrtales, Myrtaceae.
UACUCGCAUCCGAACCCGAGCGGGAGAAAAAGGAGUGGGAGGUUUUCGCAGGCGAGUUAGCUCUCCCACUCAGCAGAUGCGGCGACCGUGCGCGAGACAGGAGCACCCGGAGCCGGAGGAGACCGAGACCAUGCGGUGCAUAUCCUGUGAGGAAGAGCAAGUCAAGGGCGACGCCGGCACGUGCAAGGAUUGCUACGAGGAGGUGAGCGCGACCGUGGAAGAGCUCAAGCGAGAGAUCGAGGACUUGAAGGCCAAGGUCGCCUACUUGAGGUCCGGCGCCCGUGGCCCCGGGUUCGCCGAUGCUGUCUUGGUCGCUGCCGUGGACGUUCCUAAUGGAGAACCGUCGAUGCUGGUGCCAGCCGACAGGUCCAUUCUGGUUAGCCGGUCCCCAGUAUUUAAAGCAAUGCUCGAGAAUGAGAUGGAAGAAAGCCAAAGCGGCACCAUUAAGAUAAGUGACAUGUCGUGUGAUGCCCUCCGAGCAUUUGUCGACUAUCUUUCUGUUGAAGCAUGGCUCGAUGAGCAAAUGGCUUGUGAGCUUCUAGUAUUGGCCGAAAAGUACCAGGUGGUGCACCUCAAAGCAUAUUGUGAGAUGAUCUUGGUAUCCAAAUUAAACUGGAAUAACUCGAUCAUAAAGUAUGCCUUUGCGCACCAGCAUAACGCAAAGCAUCUCCUUGAGGCAGCCUUGUGCUUAAUGAUGGACAACAUGUAUAAAUUCCCAGAACAUCCUAAAUAUCCAGAGCUCGUUAAAAAGGACUCACGCCUUGUGACGGAGAUAUACCAAGCAUUUAUUACAAAGCUGUAUCCGAACAACAAAUCAGAUGGUGAGUUUUCGCUUUUUCGUUCCCAAGUGAUGGAAUUUUGAGUUUCAGAUAACUUUUCUGUCUGGGUUCUUGAUAGAUCUCACUGCCUUUUUCUUAUUCAGGGAUGCAAUUUGAAGUGUCGUCUAAUUGAACAGCGAAGUUUUAUUGAAGCAAAGUGCACACACAAUGUCAUGACAGCCGCUUGGUCUUACUCAGCGAAUGCUUGACGGAUGUAAUAAUGGAUUUUACAGGUUGCAAUAUGCUUUCUUUUUACUAUCUAUGCUGAAAUUGCUCAUGAUAUUCAUCUAUAUUAUGAUUGAGGUGAA